AUGGUGACCACUGUUCUUAUUCUAGUUCUCAUUUCACUUUCACAAAUUGAUUCUGCCCCAAAAUGCACUUCAAGUGAAAUUCGAAAAGCCGCUGAAACUUGUAUUCAAAAAAUUGGAGAAGUUUUCUUGCAAUUGUCUGAACAAAGUUUUAAUGAUUCGAAAAGUUUUGAAUACGUCAAUGAUUUAUGUGAAACUUCAAUGGAUUGUUUUGAAAAUCUUGAAGAUUGUGCAGAUUUUGAAGAAAGUUUCAUAAAUAAUAUUGAAGAUAUGUGUGCGAUGUCAAAAUUUGCGAAUGGUGAAGUUUUCUUCGAAUGUGGAAAAAUUAUUGAUGAACACCCUGGAGCAAAAUGUGUCACUGAAUUCUUAACAUAUCCAGCGAAUGUGAACGUGAGUUCUGAUUCUCUUUUUUUUCAUGAAAUUAUUAUUUUUUUCAGACAACUCGCGGUGAUAAGUGUGAUAACUUGAAUGAACGUGGAAGAUGUGCAAAAGAACAAGUAUCAGCUCUUUGUAGUCCAGAAGCCGUUGAAGAACUUGAAAAUCACAUCAACGAGCAAACUGAGAGAUAUAAUUGUUGA
Messenger RNA from Caenorhabditis angaria, 575 nucleotides. Lineage: Eukaryota; Metazoa; Nematoda; Chromadorea; Rhabditida; Rhabditidae. The record is from the annotation of a GenBank genome assembly.